This is a messenger RNA of Linum trigynum, 4482 nucleotides long. The record is from the annotation of a GenBank genome assembly. NCBI's taxonomy places the organism in Eukaryota, Viridiplantae, Streptophyta, Magnoliopsida, Malpighiales, Linaceae.
AGUCGAAGUAAAUGGCAUAAGUAUAUCUAUUGGAAAAGUCAAGUGAGUGGACUGAAACCUACAAAUGUAAUUUUUUUACCAUGUGCUACGUACACAUUUGGCACCUGAUCAGCAGAGUGCAAAGAGGUCCCAUUGUGUCCCCCUAAACAAGUUCCUUAUCACAAAGAAGAUGAACAACAGUUCCAAAAGGGAUAUGAUUUUAAUUGCAUAAUCAAUGAAAUAGGAAGGCAAAGGCGCAACAUCUAAGCAAGAAAGCAUUAAAAACGAGAAAGGCAAACCAGGAUAGAAACGUCCCAGAAUAGACCAGAGAGUGAAGAGGUGGAAAAUAAAGAACAAAUCUUUUCUGGUGUGACAUGGACGUUUCAUUUCAAAAGCUCGUCCAAGUUCGGUUCAUGUAUGUACCUUGUGGCUCCCACUUUGUCCCCUCCACCCUCUCUCUCUCUCUAAUCUAAAACGGUGAAACCCAGAAGAACAAAACAACGGCGCGGAACUAACACAGAAGAAAAACGAUAAGUGGGAAACUUUCCCCCUCCAGAGAGAGAGAGAGGGAACGAUUAGGGAGGAACAUUAGAUUUUCACAGAGAUAGUCGCUUAGAUCCCCUCUUAUUAACUAUUCAUAAUAUUGGGUUUUGCGAUCAUGGGGAUAUAUAAAAAAAUGCAGGAGGUUGCUCUGUAAAACAGGGUGCUUGUUUUUUUCUUUCUUUUUUGGGGUUUUAUAUUUGUUUGUUAACUAGUUUGGGGAUUAUGGAUUGGAUUUGGAUUAGCUCUCCCUUUCUUUUUUUGGUUUGAUCUUGUUUAUUAUAAUUCCAGUACAAAAUGUGUGUACUAUUAUUAUAACUCAAAAGAGAGCUUCUUCCAUAGCUGAACUGUCCUCCUGGCCGAGAGAGAGAGCCACCACACUCUGCAUGACUGGGGAAGAAGAAGCAAGAGAAUGGAGAAGAAGAUCUAGUAGAGCUGCUUCUGGGUUCUCUCUCUCUCUCUCUCUCUCCGUCCCUUUUGAUUUGGUAUCUGGGAAUUGUUUCUCUUUUCUCCAGGUACGGCUCCUUUCUUUUCACCACCAGCAUUCCUUUUUCUUCUUCCUCUUCUUCUUCUUCUUCUUCUAGUCUGAUUAGAUUCUCCUGUUUCUGGAUGGAGAAAUGGAGGAAGAAGAAAGAGGGGGAAAAGGUUGUAGCCGGCUGGUUUGCUUUAUGGCAAGUUAAAAUGUUUCCUUACGUUUCCACUUGUAUUGGGUCUUUCUUUUUUUUUUUUUUUGUUUUUUUUUUUGUUAUAAUAGCUUUGUUUGGAUUGAGGGAAAAUGUCGUCUUCUACUGCGAGCUAGCUAUCCAAGCUUGCGUCCUUGUUUUUCUCCUUGAAAGAAAAAGAGGGGAUAAUUCAUGGAAUGGUAGCAGUUUGAUAAGGCAAGCAAAUGUUUAUGGCGUGUAGUUAUGAACUUGGAGAAAAAUCUUUUUGGUUGGCAAUCGGGUUGGAUUCAAUGGUUCUUAGAUGUUAGAUCCCCAAUUUUGGAAUUGGCUUUAAUUACGAAAGAAUUCUAAAAAGGGUUUGCCUUUUUCCUUAUCAGGGGAGGGAAAAGGUGAGGAAUUGAAGGGUGAGAGGUUUCUUCUUCUUGAUUGAUCCUCCUUCAUUCUAGCCGCCGUAGUUUAAACCGGUCAGCUGCUGCCUGCUACUGCUGCUGUUAUUGGAACUGGAAAAAUAUCUAUAUCGUUGAAAGAUUCAAACUUUGGGGCUUUCCCCCAAAUGGAUUGAAACAAAGCCGGCAGCCCAAUCUGGCCGCAAUGUUCAAAUCAUUAUCUCCUGGGCUGCUGCUGCUGAUAACUUUCUUGCUCUUCUUCUCCGCAUCCUCCAUCGCCGGAGACAGCGACAACGGCUACCCGAGAUGCAACUGCGACGACGAGGGCAGUUUCUGGAGCAUAGAAAGCAUCCUCGAAUGCCAGAGGGUCGGUGAUUUCUUGAUCGCCGUCGCCUAUUUUUCAAUCCCAAUCGAGCUGCUCUACUUCAUCAGCUGCUCUAACGUCCCGUUCAAAUGGGUCCUCGUCGAAUUCAUCGCCUUCAUCGUUCUCUGCGGGAUGACCCACUUGCUCAAUGGCUGGACUUACGGGCCCCACACUUUCCAGCUCAUGGUUGCAGUCACUGUCUUCAAGAUCCUAACCGCCCUGGUCUCCUGCGCCACUGCCAUCACCCUCUUCAGCUUGAUCCCUUUGCUGUUGAAGGUCAAGGUUAGGGAAUUCAUGCUGAAGAAGAAGACUUGGGAUCUGGGUAGAGAAGUCGGGAUGAUUAUGAAGCAGAGAGAGGCUGGUCUCCAUGUCCGGAUGCUUACGCAGGAGAUUCGCAAAUCGCUGGAUCGGCACACCAUUCUGUACACUACCCUUGUCGAGCUUUCGAAUACCCUAGGGUUGCAGAACUGCGCAGUCUGGAUGCCUAAUGAGAUGAGGACCGAGAUGCAUCUCACGCACGAGUUGAAUGGGGGCGAUUAUGGCAACAUGGAGAGUUGUACGAUACGGACAUCUGAUCCUGAUGUGGCAAGGAUUAAGGGCAGUGAUAGUGUGAACAUACUCGACCCCGACUCGCCUAUAGCUGCUGCAAGCUUAGGCACAGAGUCUGGCGAGCACAUCGGUCCGGUGGCUGCGAUUCGGAUGCCGAUUCUUCGAGUUUGCAACUUCAAGGGUGGAACUCCUGAGAUGAUCCAAGCGUGCUAUGCGAUAUUGGUGUUGGUUCUUCCUGGUGGUGCUCAGCCGAGGUCUUGGAGCAAUCAAGAGCUUGAGAUAAUUAAAGUAGUGGCCGAUCAGGUAGCUGUCGCUUUAUCCCAUGCUGCCGUCCUUGAAGAAUCUCAGCUCAUGAGGGAGAAAUUGGAGGAGCAGAAUCGAGCGUUGCAGCAGGCAAAGAUGAACACUUCAAUGGCUAGCCAAGCCAGGAAUGCUUUUCAAAAGGUUAUGAGCGAUGGAAUGAAGAGACCUAUGCAUUCGAUUCUAGGAUUGGUGUCCAUGAUGCAAGAUGGAAGUUUGAAAAAUAGCGAGCAACAGAUUAUAGUAGAUACAAUGAUGAAAGCUAGCAAUGUGUUGUCGAUACUGAUAGACGAUGUGAUGGAAAUUUCGACCAAGGAUAGUGGGAGGUUUCCAAUGGACACGCGGUCUUUCAGGCUGCACUCGAUGAUCACGGAAGCAGCUUGCCUUGCCAAGUGCCUAUGUGUGUAUAAGGGGUUUGGCUUUUCAAUGGAAGUUGACAGGUCAUUGCCCGAUCAUGUGAUGGGAGAUGAGAGGAGGAUCUUUCAGGUGAUACUUCAUAUGGUUGGGAAUCUUCUCGACGGGAAUAGUAGAGGGGGGUCUGUACUGCUUCGGGUUGUUGCCGAUAAUGGGAGUCAGGAGAGGAAUGAUCAGAGAUGGGCUGUGUGGAGACACAGCCCUUCUGAGGGUGAUGUAUCUAUCAGAUUCGAGAUUGGAAUAACUUCUGGUGAUUCUGAAUCCAAGGCCUCCGCUUCAGCUAUGCAGCUCGGGGGUCGAAGGUACACCAGUGAUGGAUUUGAGCAUGGCUUGAGCUUCACUGUUUGCAAGAAGCUGGUCCAGAUGAUGCAAGGGAACAUCUGGGUAGUCCCGAAUAACCAAGGAUUCGUCCAGAACAUGGGGCUGAUUCUACGGUUCCAGCUCCGGCAAUCGAUCAGCCUGACCAUCUCCGAACCAGGGGAAUUGACAUCUUCGGAGCACCACCCUAAUUCCAACUCUUUCCUCCAAGGCCUGCAAGUGGCCCUGGUCGAGUCGGACGACCUGAACCGGAGCGUCACCCGGAGGCUGCUCGAGAAGCUCGGGUGCUCGGUCACCCCUCUCUCCUCAGGGUACGAGUGCCUCAGCGCCAUCGGGCCAGCCACGUCUUCGUUCCAGGUCGUGCUCCUCGACCUGCAGCUCCCCGACCUGGACGGGUUUGAAGUUGCGGCCAGGAUCAGGAAGUUCAGGAGCCGGAGCUGGCCGCUGAUCCUCGCGAUGACGUCGUCCAGCGCGGCCGAAGAGGAUGACCUGUGGGAGAAGUGCAUGCAGAUGGGACUGAAUGGCGUGAUCAGGAAGCCGAUUCUGCUUCAAGGAAUCGCCAACGAGCUGAGGAGAGUGGUUUUGCAGGCAAACAGAGUGGUGUAGCAGCAGCAACAGCAGCUCAGUUUAAUUUCCCCUCUAGCAUAGAGAAUUAAUGUCUAGAUAUAUACACAGCAUAACAUUUUACAGGAACAAACAAUCAAUAUGAUUAUACAGAAAUUUAGCUACUUCGAUCAUUAAUUAGUGCUGUGGCAUGAAGAGAACAAGAAUUUUGUUCCGAAGUAUGCUCGUAUGACUCCAAACAAAAAGACUGAAGAGAAAGGAGAAUUUAACUUUCGACUUUAGUCAUUAUCAUUUAACUUGUAAUGAAAGCAACCUCAUGAUCUUUGUUAUCCAAUUCACAUUAAAGUUUAAACCAAUCAAACUGUCAUCGCACCAACUCUAAUCGGAAUAUAUACUCAGUUUAUCU